AUGGAGAUGGGGAAUUGCAGUGAGCCGACUGAAUUCAUUCUCCUUGGACUUUCGAGCAACCCUUCUGUUCAAACUCUCCUUUUCUGCUUGUUCCUGACCAUCUAUGUGUCCUCGUUGGUUGCCAAUGGGCUCCUCAUCAUGGCCGUGAAGAGAGAUGGCCACCUCCACAGCUCCAUGUACUUCUUCCUGGCCAACCUGUCCAUCAUGGAUAUCUGCUACACCUCGGUUAUCGUCCCAAAGGCUUUGGUGAAUUUCCUUGGGGGGAAGAAAAGUAUCAGCUAUAAUGGCUGUGUCCUCCAGAUCUUUUUCUACCUCUUCCUGGGUGAGAGUGAGUGCAUUCUCCUGGCCUUCAUGGCCUACGAUCGCUACAUUGCUAUCUGCAGCCCCCUGAGUUACAGCACUGUUCUGAGCACAGCGGUCUGUGCCAGGAUGAUCAGUGCCUCGUGGGUGGCUGGCUGUCUCAUAUCUGCACUUGACGUUGGCUUUAUAUAUCGGUUGACCUUCUGCGGACCGAACACAAUUGACCAUUUCUUUUGUGAGGUUCCAUCCUUGAUACAACUCGCCUGCACUGACGUCACCAUCAAUGUCAUCCUGAUGUUUGCUGGAGGUGCCAUACUGCUGCUCCUUCCACUUCUACUCAUUCUCUUUUCUUAUGUCCAAAUUUUCAUUGCCGCCAAGCGGAUAAGCUGUGGGAGAUAUAAAGCCUUCUCCACCUGCACCGCUCACUUGAUUGUGGUGGUGCUGUUCUACGGUACAGCUACGUUCAUGUAUAUGAGGCCCAGACAUUCGGCUCAGCAAACAGAUAAAAUAGUAUCAGUGUUUUAUACAGUUGUCACCCCAAUGCUGAACCCCCUGAUUUACAGCCUACGCAAUAGAGAGGUUCAUGGAGCGCUCAGGGGGUUGAGAAGAUCCUCUGCCUCCCCGUGUCACAGAUAA
Molecule: messenger RNA, 936 nt
Organism: Xenopus tropicalis (tropical clawed frog)
Lineage: Eukaryota; Metazoa; Chordata; Amphibia; Anura; Pipidae
Gene: or5ar27
Product: olfactory receptor family 5 subfamily AR member 27
Exons: 1
Coding region: 1-936 (311 amino acids)
Biological process (GO): G protein-coupled receptor signaling pathway; signal transduction; detection of chemical stimulus involved in sensory perception of smell
Cellular component (GO): plasma membrane; membrane
Molecular function (GO): G protein-coupled receptor activity; olfactory receptor activity
Source: RefSeq, a predicted model, not a curated record